Messenger RNA from Acipenser ruthenus (sterlet), 2222 nucleotides. Its product is annotated as glutamine synthetase. Bases 172 to 1293 code for a protein of 373 amino acids. The transcript has 7 exons. Gene Ontology annotation, molecular function: glutamine synthetase activity. NCBI's taxonomy places the organism in Eukaryota, Metazoa, Chordata, Actinopteri, Acipenseriformes, Acipenseridae. Gene Ontology annotation, cellular component: cytoplasm. The record is from RefSeq and is a predicted model, not a curated record.
GGCAGGAGGAUCUGAUUAUCUUUGUUAUAAAUUUCAGUGUAGCGCAAUAAAAUACUUCAGGAGAAUGAGACAUCUACAAAGGAGAUAUUUGGAAGCAAUUCACUGGAUUCAGCGCCAGUCUGAAACCUUUCUUGAUUUUUAUUUGUUACCAGGAUUCUUUUAGUAAUUAAGAUGGCCACCUCCUGCAGCUCUCAGUUGAGUAAAUGCGUUAAGCAGCACUACUUGGAUCUCCCGCAAGGUGACAAGGUGCAAGCUAUGUACAUCUGGAUCGAUGGAACGGGAGAGAGCGUUCGCUGCAAAACCCGAACACUGGACUCGGAGCCAAAAAGCAUUGACGAUCUGCCAGAGUGGAACUUUGAUGGCUCCAGUACCUACCAGUCUGAAGGCUCCAACAGUGACAUGUACCUGAUUCCUGUUGCCAUGUUCAGGGAUCCCUUCCGGAAAGACCCCAACAAACUGGUCCUGUGUGAAGUGAUGAAAUACAACAGGAAACCUGCAGAAACAAACCUUCGUCAUUCCUGUAAGAGAAUCAUGGAGAUGGUGGCGAACCAGCACCCAUGGUUUGGUAUGGAGCAGGAAUACACCAUUCUUGGAACUGACGGGCACCCAUUUGGCUGGCCUUCCAAUGGUUUCCCUGGUCCUCAAGGUCCCUAUUACUGUGGUGUUGGUGCAGACAAGGCCUAUGGGAGAGAUAUUGUGGAAGCUCAUUAUAGAGCGUGCCUCUACGCUGGAGUAGAAAUCUGUGGGACAAAUGCUGAAGUCAUGCCAGCUCAGUGGGAGUUCCAGGUUGGCCCCUCUGAAGGAAUCAACAUGGGAGACCACUUGUGGGCAGCCCGGUUUAUCCUACACCGAGUUUGUGAAGAUUUCGGAGUCAUUGUCUCAUUUGACCCCAAGCCGAUCCCUGGCAACUGGAAUGGAGCUGGCUGCCAUACCAACUUCAGCACCAGGGAGAUGAGGGAAGAUGGAGGCUUGACGUACAUUGAGGAGUCCAUUGAGAAGCUUGCCAAGAGGCAUGACUAUCACAUCCGUGCCUAUGAUCCUAAGGGGGGGUUGGAUAACGCCAGACGCCUGACCGGUCGCCAUGAAACCUCCAACAUCCAUGAGUUCUCUGCCGGCGUCGCCAAUCGUGGGGCUAGUAUCCGAAUCCCUCGGGCAGUGGGCCAGGAUAAGAAGGGGUACUUUGAAGACCGCCGUCCUUCUGCCAACUGCGACCCCUACAGUGUAACAGAGGCACUGAUUCGUACGUGUUUGCUUGGUGAAGAGGGGGAGGAGCCUGUGGAAUACAAGAACUAAACUGAAAGACUGAACUUCACAUUUUAUUUAGCUGUGUUUAUAAAUUUGUUGGGGGGCAGGCUAUGGGUCUAAAGCCAGUACUGUACUUUUUUAUUCUUUGUGAUGUGUUUUUUUUUUGGUUUUUUUUUAGGUCAAGGGGAGAAAGUUUGGGAUGAGAAAGUAAAUGUUGUCCAUGUCUUUAAUAGCUCUCCAGUAACAUAAGUUGACAGGUCAACUAAAGCAAAAUGAAUUAAUAAUAAAAAUAAAGUUUUAAAACAAAUCUGAACCUGCUGUAGGACUUUGCAAUGCCUGGGCACACCAGCAUCCUACCUUUCUCUAAAUAGAGAGAGAGGGAAAAAAAGCAAGAGCUCGCUAGUGUUAAUGGUCAGUGACAACUGGUUUCAUGCCCUUGGCAAUCCUACCAAGUUGCACCAAUGCUUAUCAUUCCUAAAUAACUAGAUUGGACUAACAUCCCUAGUAACAAUUUAUGCUGGACACUAAUAUGUAUACAGCUGGGGUGGAGAUCUGAUUUUUUUUUGGGGGUGGGAGUGCAAGAACAUUAAAGUUCCCUGUAUUUUGUAUUUUGUAUAUUGAGAUUGUUAAUCCAGCAUGUGACGUGGUGUGUUUAACUUGACCAUCUGAUCAGACACUAACCAGCAAGACACCAUUUCUACAAAAUAAAGUUGGUCACUGCCCUCCUUUCGAUGUAUUUUGUAGAAUCCAAUUACGAUUUGAAUCUUAAAAUAAGACUUAUGAAACUGACUGUUUCUGAGUCCAGACGCAUUUUGUUGAAUUAUGCGUCAGGCUGUCUUGGAGGAUUGUAAUACUUGUUGCUUCUUUCUGUCUAGCAUUGUCUAAUAGAUUUUAUUUGGCAUUUUGUUAGUCAUUUACAAAUAGUGAACAUGGUGUUUUAUUGAACCAUUAAAACAUUUGUUAUAUUUUUACCAACA